UGCCGCCUUUUUUCCUCUCCCCGCCCCCCGAGCCUCCUCCUUCCCUUCUUCCCUCUACCUGGGCGGGUGGGGGGGAGGCAGACUUGGUUCUCGGGACACCAUGUCGGACUCUGAGGAGGAGAGCCAGGACAGGCAACUGAAAAUCGUCGUGCUGGGGGACGGCACCUCCGGGAAGACCUCCUUAGCUACGUGUUUUGCUCAAGAGACUUUUGGGAAACAGUACAAACAAACUAUAGGACUGGAUUUCUUUUUGAGAAGGAUAACAUUGCCAGGAAACUUGAAUGUUACCCUUCAAGUUUGGGAUAUAGGAGGGCAGACAAUAGGAGGCAAGAUGUUGGAUAAAUAUAUCUAUGGAGCACAGGGAAUCCUCUUGGUAUAUGAUAUUACGAAUUAUCAAAGCUUCGAGAAUUUAGAAGACUGGUAUACUGUGGUGAAGAAAGUGAGCGAGGAGUCAGAAACUCAACCACUGAUUGCCUUGGUGGGCAAUAAAAUUGAUUUGGAGCAUAUGCGAACAGUAAAACCUGAAAAACACUUACGGUUUUGCCAGGAAAAUGGUUUUAGUAGCCACUUUGUCUCAGCAAAGACAGGAGACUCUGUCUUCCUGUGUUUUCAGAAAGUUGCUGCUGAAAUCCUUGGAAUCAAGUUAAACAAAGCAGAAAUAGAACAGUCACAGAGGGUGGUGAAGGCAGAUAUUGUAAACUACAACCAGGAACCUGUGUCAAGAACUGUUAACCCUCCUCGAAGCUCUAUGUGUGCAGUUCAGUGAGCGCGUUUUUCUUUGGUAUUGAUGGUUCUGGCUGCCCUUUGCCUCCGUGUGGGCCCGAGGACCGCUAGGAGCUUGUUUUAUCGGUGACCAUCUCUAUAGUUCAGUUAACACUUUCCUCCCGGCUCGCUUCACCAUUAAGUGUUGCCUCGCAGCCACAGGCCGCCCCUUGGACUGGAAAGAAUUCAACUUCGGGACCACACACUUUGAAUUCAAAAUGGAAAGCCCAUUCUCUGGAAUUAGACUGCUUCGUUGAAAAAGAAUAAUGUUGGUUCUCUUUAAUGUCCUCACUUCUUUUUUUCCCAGAUGUCAAUUUUUUAAAACAAAUAUGGAAACUAUCCAAGUCUUGAUCAUCAGCCAGGAUUUUGCCACAGCAUGUUUUUAUUUUCUUAUCUGAACUCACACAUGGCAGAGUAUGCUUGAGUACAAACAUUUAAACAAGUAAUAUAUUUUUAUCUACAAAUAGUAAAGAAGGCAAAUCAUUUGCUAUCUAUUGUGAGUGAAAAUAUAUAAAGCUGUAUCUAACUGAAAAUGCUUGAAAUAAAGCUGUAAUAGAAAUAUAUUUUUUUCAUUUUUUAAAAAAGGACCUAAAUUGUUUAUAUUGUAUCUAUAGCUCACAAAGUGGUAUUUGAUAUUGUAUUUUUAUCACUGCAUCAUGGUCUUUGUGUAUUGUGGAAUACUCAGGUUAGAUGGCUGUACAGAUUUUGAUUAACGCGCAGCUGACGCUCCACACGGACCUGCUCCGGCAACUGCAUCCGAGUCCUCUCAGAACGAGUUCUGACUGUUGUUGGAUCAUUGUGGGUCAGUCUUGUACCUGAUGUUCAGAUGUU
Pteronotus mesoamericanus is the source of this 1593-nucleotide messenger RNA. RefSeq names its product RAB28, member RAS oncogene family (gene RAB28). The record is from RefSeq and is a predicted model, not a curated record. NCBI's taxonomy places the organism in Eukaryota, Metazoa, Chordata, Mammalia, Chiroptera, Mormoopidae. Gene Ontology annotation, molecular function: GTP binding; GTPase activity. Bases 101 to 766 code for a protein of 221 amino acids. The transcript is spliced from 7 exons. Gene Ontology annotation, biological process: regulation of exocytosis.